This is a messenger RNA of Nilaparvata lugens (brown planthopper), 1073 nucleotides long. RefSeq lists its product as uncharacterized. Bases 17 to 892 code for a protein of 291 amino acids. Gene Ontology annotation, biological process: detection of chemical stimulus involved in sensory perception of smell; sensory perception of smell. The record is from RefSeq and is a predicted model, not a curated record. Gene Ontology annotation, molecular function: olfactory receptor activity; odorant binding. Gene Ontology annotation, cellular component: plasma membrane. The transcript has 5 exons. NCBI's taxonomy places the organism in Eukaryota, Metazoa, Arthropoda, Insecta, Hemiptera, Delphacidae.
GUUGGACCGAAGUAUUAUGAACUCUGUUCGAAUCGUUACAUUAUUCUUAGAUUUGACUCCAUUUUUCAUAAAUAUACUCAUAAUUCUAAACACUGGCAUAGAAGAGAUUUCCAUCAAAGACCUCAGAUUACCUUUCUUCUUUCUAUAUCCACAAGGCUACGAUAAAAUGCCAGUUUUCCUGUUCAUGUAUGCAGUGGACUCCCUAUUCAUCUAUUUCAUCUACAUAUUCUCAUACUGUGCUUUGGCCACUGUCACAUUGGGUGCUCAGAAAACUGCUACCGACUUGGAGAUUAUUCGCAGAUGUUUGAGAUGCUUCUCGAAUGGUGAAGUUCAUCCAACAUGGACAGACAAUGAUGCCGAUCAAGGGAAGAGACUCGAACAUUUUGGGCGAAAAAUUGAUAAAACUUAUGAGAGACGGACAAAUAACGAUAUAGAUAUUGAAUAUCUUUCCACGGUCAUAAAGUAUCAUCAAAUGAUAUGUAGACAAGUGAGAGUUUUAGAAGGAAAUGGAGGGUUUGUUACAACCUUGGCUAACAUUUGCAUUGGGCUACAAACAAGUGUCUGCCUGUUUCUUUUUAUAGAGACCAACAACGUUAUUAUGAAAACAGCAUGCGCUUCAAUGAUAUUCUUCAAUGGCCUUCUCUUGUUUUUCUAUUGUAGCAGCGGCCAAAAAAUCAUAGAUGAGAAUGAACUGUUGAGGAAGCAGUUGGCUGAAGUGGUGUGGUGGGAUAAGCCACGCAAGUUCCAAACCUCUCUGCUUCUAGUGAUGACUCGAGCUAAUCAUGAUCUUUAUGUCAAACCUUAUGGCAUCUAUGUGCUCAAUUACAACGUUUUUCGCAAUGUUUUGAAUGCAUCAUACUCAUACUUGAACAUGAUCAGAGCUCUAAAAUGAAAUGAUUUGUCCAAUGGUGUGAGUUAUGAAUAAAUCCUCUUAUGUGUACAAUAACCAGGAAGUACAGCAACGAUUGAUUUAAAACUUGAAGGCCGAUCAAUCAUAAUAUGAAAGUAUGGAAUAUAGGCUACUUUGCAGAGCAAAGAGCUUGGUAUAAAAAUAAAAUGAAUUUUGAAAAUAA